UUGUGGAAUUUUCGCGCAAAAAAAAGCAUUUUGUGAAUUAAUUUUAAUAUUAAUCAUUUUCUACUGUAAUUAACCACUUUUAAAGGAUACUGAGAGGAUCAUCAUAAAAUCAAGCUAUGGAAGAUCCUUUAAAGAUACUUCCAGAAGAAGUAUGUGAGAUAAUCUUCAGUAAUUUAAAAAAGGAUGACAUCAUGCAAGCAUCAUUAGUCUCAAAACAUUGGUAUCGAAUUACUGGAAGAUCAAAAGAAUGUAUGAACAAAAUUGCAAUCUAUCAUGCAUUUUUAGAAGACAAUCCAGAGACCAAGUAUAUCUUAGCUAGUGAACGACUAUAUCAGCAUUUAGAUUUUCGAAAUUAUAGCUGCAAACGUGACACAAAAUUGAUAAGAAAUCUUCGAUCCAUUGUUAACAAAUUCGCUGGAUCAUUGAUCACAUUAAGAUCUCACGUUGAUAUCGUGCGCACUUCUGAGCUACCAAAAUUGAAAGAACUAAUGAUAUGUUGUAAUUAUUACUAUCAGCAUCAAUAUUGCAUCGAAAAACUUGGAUUAACAGCAAAAGCAAAAUGUGUGAAGAAAUUAAAAAUAGACUGCACUGAUCUAUGCAAGACAUCUAUAAAAGUUUUGCAACAGAAGAUUGCAAACCUUCACAAUUUAAAAGUUUUAAAUAUAAGUGAUCCUUACUUGCUUGAUGGUUUAAAAUCUAAAAAAUUUAAACUUGAAGAAUUUAUUCUAAACUAUAAUGAAAGUUUGGAAUGGAUUCCUGCAUAUUUUGAGUUCUUCGUCACUCAACGGUCGUACCUGAAGUUUAUUGAUCUUAACAUGAGUUUUAAACAAAUUGCAUUAUUCAUGGAACAAUUUCCAAAAUUAGAAACACUAAUUGUGCGAAAUGAAGCAUUUGACGUAGAUGAAAUGGAUCAAUUAAUGUAUAUUGAGAAUCUGGCAUAUCCACAUAAUGACAGCAUCACUACAUUUGGAUAUUAUGGAUUUAUUUUCAAUGGUGAAACUGACAAUAUUGUCGCAAUCUUGCCAAAGUUGAGAAAUUUACAAAAGCUAAAGCUCAAUAUUAUCGAUCCUAAACUAACGGAAAGUAUUAUAAGCAUGACGUCUCUUAAAACUGUUGAGUAUUGUGACAGAGAUGACCUCUCAUUUGAAUCUGUUACUCGUAUAGAACAGAAUAUUAAAUUAGCAAAGUGUGACUUCGUUCAUAUUCGUAGUUUUUAACCACACAUUCUCUUUGCAUUAAGUUAUAGAAACAGAAUCAUUGGAAUCAAGAAAUAAAAUCCAUCAAACUUAUUCAGGUAUCAAAAAUUUUAUUUACGUCAAUAAGAUAUAAAAAUUAUUCUAAAUAGAAAAAUACAUCAUGUCCAUUUUUUCUAAUCUUAAAAAAGGUAUUCAGGAAGUCAAAAUUGAUUAGGUCAAAAAGAUUUAAUGUCUAUAUAAAAAUACAGCAAGCAAUGUGCGCAUUUGUCUGUUCUAUUUCGUCUGAAUAAUAUUGAACAGUUAGUUGCCACAGAGCUGCAACUUUCAAGUAGUUUGAGCAUACAUAUUAAUAUAAAAAUGGAGAUUGUCUUUUUAUGGCAAACAUGCUAUAGGCAAAAUGAUUGAAACAUGAUAUGUCAUUUUUGUGAGAUUCUCUUACAAUUAUGCUUAAAAAAUUCAAAAUCUCAUAUUUGAGGGUUUAUUCAUAAAUGAUGUUAAACUUUUAGGGAAGUGUUUAAAAUUUAGCUAUCUAUAAAUGAUGAUCUGCAACACUAGACGUGUCUG
This is a messenger RNA of Chironomus riparius, 1760 nucleotides long. NCBI's taxonomy places the organism in Eukaryota, Metazoa, Arthropoda, Insecta, Diptera, Chironomidae. The record is from the annotation of a GenBank genome assembly.